GGAUUGGAUAUGAGACUGCUCUGGACUUGGCCAAACGUGGAGCAAGGGUGGUUCUGGGAUGUCGAAACAUGGACAGAGGUCUCGAGGCGGUCAACAAGAUCAAGAUUGAGUCCAAUAAUAAGAACGUGGUGGUUCAAACUCUGGAUCUAUCUAGUAUUGCCUCCGUCCGAAAAUCUGCUCGUGAAUUUUUGAAACGAGAGCGAAGAUUGGACAUUUUGAUAUUGAAUGCAGGGAUCGCACUCACAAAGAAAUAUCUCACUGAGGAUAAUUUUGAAGUGCACAUGGCAUCUAACCAUUUCGGGCAUUUCCUGUUGACCAAUUUGCUGGUUCCACUCUUGGUCAACAGUUCAAUGAAGAAGGCCAAUCCUGGUCGAAUUGUGGUGGUGUCCAGUUUGGCUCAUUGGUGGGGCAAGAUUGAAUUGGACAACUUAAACUCCGAACGCUCUUAUGAUAGCUCCAGAGUCUACGGUAAUACGAAAUUGGCCAAUGUUUUGUUUACCAAAGAGUUGGCCAGACGAUUGAAGAACUCCAACAUCAUUGUGAAUGCCAUUCAUCCUGGUGCUGUUCAAACCGGUUUGUUCCGACACAUUCCCUAUUUCGGACCCAUUUUCCACUUCUUUGCCGGUCUUGCCAUCAAAAAUCCCAAGGCAUGAGCUCAAACUACGAUUUUUGCCGCAGUGGACGAAAGCCUUGAUAAUGUGACCGGAGAAUACUUUUCUGAUUGCAAGCCAUGCUCUCACUCAAAUGAAUCAAAAGAUCUGGAAAUGGCCACCCGUUUGUGGAACAGGAGCGUAGAAAUCCUGGAAAUGGAUCGCAACGAAGUCAUUCCAAUGCCCAAGAAGAAUUAAACUUAAUUAAUUGACCAAAACUGUUCAGUCAAAAUAUAA
Tigriopus californicus is the source of this 887-nucleotide messenger RNA. RefSeq names its product retinol dehydrogenase 11-like. The record is from RefSeq and is a predicted model, not a curated record. Lineage: Eukaryota; Metazoa; Arthropoda; Copepoda; Harpacticoida; Harpacticidae.